Molecule: messenger RNA, 6060 nt
Organism: Saimiri boliviensis boliviensis (Bolivian squirrel monkey)
Lineage: Eukaryota; Metazoa; Chordata; Mammalia; Primates; Cebidae
Gene: NPTXR
Product: neuronal pentraxin receptor
Source: RefSeq, a predicted model, not a curated record
AUGCACUGCUCUCGGAUGGAGAACCUGGUGGAGACAGCUCGCAGAGAAGAUGAGUUCGGGGGCCGGAGCACGGGAGGGCUGGCAUGGGGGUUAACCAGGAGCCCCGCCGCGCAGCCCUCGGGUGGCCGCCCCCUGCGCCGUGACGGCGGCGAGAUAAGGUGCCGGGCGCUGCCCUCGCUCCCCGCCGUUAUCUCCCGCGGCGCCCCCAGCCCGGCGCCCGGCACUGAACGGCCGCCUUCUCCUCCUCCCGCCGCCCGGGCUCAGAGCGGCGGCAGCAGCGGCCGCGGCGACAGCUCCAGCUCCGACUCCGACUCCGGCUCCGGCUCCCGCGCCUGCCCUGCUCGGCCCCGCGCGCCCGGGCUCCGCGCCCCGACCCCGCCGCCGCGCCUGCCGGGGGCCUCGGGCGCCCCCGCCGCCCGCCUCACGCUGAAGUUCCUGGCCGUGCUGCUGGCCGCGGGCAUGCUGGCGUUCCUCGGUGCCGUCAUCUGCAUCAUCGCCAGCGUGCCCCUGGCGGCCAGCCCGGCGCGGGCGCUGCCCGGCAGCACCGACAACGCCUCGGUAACCUCGGGCGCCGCCGCGUCCCCAGGUCCGCAGCGCAGCCUGAGCGCGCUGCACGGCGCAGGUGGCUCGGCCGGGCCCCCCGCGCUGCCCGGGGCACCCGCGGCCAGCGCGCACCCGCUGCCGCCCGGGCCCCUGUUCAGCCGCUUCCUGUGCACGCCGCUGGCGGCCGCCUGCCCGUCGGGGGCCCAGCAGGGGGACGCGGCGGGUGCGGCGCCGGGAGAGCGUGAGGAGCUGCUGCUGCUGCAGAGUACGGCAGAGCAGCUGCGCCAGACGGCGCUGCAGCAGGAGGCGCGCAUCCGCGCCGACCAGGACACCAUCCGCGAGCUCACUGGCAAGCUGGGCCGCUGCGAGAGCGGCCUGCCGCGCGGCCUCCAGGGCGCGGGGCCCCGCCGCGACACCAUGGCCGACGGGUCCUGGGACUCACCCGCGCUCAUCCUGGAGCUGGAGGACGCCGUGCGCGCCCUGCGGGAUCGCAUCGACCGCCUGGAGCAGGAGCUCCCGGCCCGUGUGAACCUCUCAGCUGCCCCAGCCCCAGUCUCUGCUGUGCCCGCCGGCCUGCACUCCAAGAUGGACCAGCUGGAGGGGCAGCUGCUGGCCCAGGUGCUGGCACUGGAAAAGGAGCGCGCUGCCCUCAGCCACAGCGGGCGCCGGCAGCGGCAGGAAAUGGAGAAGGAAUUGGAUGUCCUGCAGGGUCGUGUGGCUGAACUGGAGCACGGAUCCUCAGCCUACAGUCCCCCAGACGCCUUCAAGAUCAGCAUCCCCAUCCGCAACAACUACAUGUACGCCCGCGUGCGGAAGGCACUGCCCGAGCUCUACGCAUUCACCGCCUGCAUGUGGCUGCGGUCCAGGUCCAGCGGCACUGGCCAGGGCACCCCCUUCUCCUACUCAGUGCCUGGGCAGGCCAACGAGAUUGUGCUGUUGGAGGCAGGCCAUGAGCCUAUGGAGCUGCUGAUCAAUGACAAGGUGGCGCAGCUGCCCCUGAGCCUGAAGGACAGUGGCUGGCACCACAUCUGCAUCGCCUGGACUACAAGGGAUGGCCUAUGGUCUGCCUACCAGGACGGGGAGCUACAGGGCUCUGGUGAGAACCUGGCUGCCUGGCACCCCAUCAAGCCUCAUGGGAUCCUUAUCUUGGGCCAGGAACAGGAUACCCUGGGCGGCCGGUUUGAUGCCACCCAGGCCUUUGUGGGUGACAUCACCCAGUUUAACCUGUGGGACCACGCUCUGACUCCAGCCCAGGUCCUGGGCAUUGCCAACUGCACCGCACCACUGCUGGGCAACGUCCUUCCCUGGGAAGAUAAGUUGGUGGAGGUCUUCGGGGGUGCAACGAAGGCCGCCUUUGAUGUCUGCAAGGGGAAGGCCAAGGCAUGAGGGCCACCUCAUCCAGGGCCCCUCCCUUGCCUGCCACUUUGGGGACUUGAGGGGGGUCACAUUCCCUCCUCAGCCUGCCCACACACUGGCCUUCCCUCCUGCCCCACUCCUGGCUGUGCCUCCCAUUUCCCCUCACCUGUACCCACACCUCCAGAAUGUCCCGCCCUGCGAGCGUGUCCCCUGUCCCCACCCGGGUGGAGAGGAGCGUCUCAAGGAAACAGUGGGAGCCUGCCCUCCUGGCAUUGCAUUGGAGUUUUCUCUUACCCCACCCCUCCCUGCCCAUCAAUUGCAUCUGAUGUCACUAAUUCUGACAGCACCCCCCGUAGGGUAGGGUUGUGUAUGGGGGGCUCCUCUAUUUCAGUGGUGGGAGUGUCUGUCCACCCCCUUGUCCUCCAUGCACCAGGCCCAGCAGCUUCCUCUUCAGGGCCACAACAGGCUGUAGAAGGAGAUGAAGAGGACAGUGGAGGUCACACUCACCCUCCUCCCUCUUUCCACCAGCUGCCAGUCAAGGGCAGUGGGAUCUCGAUGGAACCUCCCCAACCCCGCCCGCACCUCCCUCUUCCUCCUCUUUCCUCCUUUGUGUGUAGUGGUUUGAAUGUUGGUUCCAUGCCUGGCCCAGCCCCACCUCAGUCUUAGGGACAUUCCUUUCCCAGCUCCAGCCUGGAGGGAAGGGGACAAAGACCCCAGAAUGACAAAGGGCUGUAGUCACUCCUUGUGCUCACCCAUAUCGAUGGCCACUGGUAUAGUCACCCCUUCCCUUCUGUGCCAAGGAUGGGACCUGGGCCACUUCAGGCUGGGCUGGGAGUGGCCCUAAGGCAGAGGCCUCAUUGCCCAGGAGACCCCGCCUCUGGCAGAGCCACAUUACCUACCCCGUGCAUGGUCCUGGGGCAGGAGGGAAGAAGCUGAGGGGGUGGGAAGAAGCACAAAGCAGAGGGCAGAGCACUGGGUGAGAGAGGGGAGCCCUUGGUUCCUAGCCAGCCCUCCUAAUGUGCUGUGUGGCCUUCUGUACGUUCCUGACCUCUCUGGGCCUGGCCUUCCUCAUUCCUGAGCUGAGGCUCUCGCUUUGGUCAUUUGCUGUCCAGACUGGGUGUGAGCUUCUCUGUGAUUCCAGGUGAACAGGUGGGGAACGCCCUGGUGAUCCUGGGCUUAGCAGGGGUGGGUCCUGGGACUCAGCAGUAGAUGGGAUGAAGCCAGUCAGGGGUUAGGGUCAGCAGAGACUCAGAGUCAAGGGCAAGGUUCAAGGCCAACUAACCUCAUGCGUGGAUUGUAAAAAACCAGCUCCCUCUGGAUCAUCCCAGCCUGGCACCCCUUGCCUGUCUGAGAGUGUCUCAAAGAGCUAAUGGCUUCCUUGACCCCUUGAGGCAUUGCCAGCUUCCUCAAGAGAGUAUCAGAAUCUUAGAGCUGAGAGGCCAGGCGCAGUGGCUCAUGCCUGUAAUCCCAACACUUUGGGAGGCCAAGGUGGGUAGAUCCCUUGAGGUCAGGAGUUCAAGACCAGCCUGACCAACAUGGUGAAACCCCAUCUCCACUAAAAAAUACAAAAAUUAGCCAGGUGUGGAGGCGGGCGCCUCUAGUCCCAGCCACUUGGGAAGCUGAGGCAGGAGAAUCGCUCGAACCCGGAAGGUGGAGGUUGCAGUGAGCCAAGAUCACACCAUUGCACUCCAGCCUGGUCAACAGAGCAAGACUGCAUCUCAAAAAAAAAAAAAAAGAAUCUUAGAGCUGAGAAAAGCCACCCUGUCUAGCACCACAUCUGCUUGUGAGAAAUGGUUCAGGGAGGACACGUGACCUGCACAGGCUCACAGGGCACGAUGGGGCAGAGCCAGGACUAGAGCCCAGGGCAUCUGACUCCCUCUUCAGUGCUCUUCCCCUUCCAUGCUACCUGGCCCUGAGGGUCUUUGAAUUCAGUCUACACCUCAGCAGGUGGACACCUGAGAGGUCAGAUGCUUUCCAACAUGACAUCCAGAACAUCUUCCUUUACGCAACACCCAAAGAUCUUGGCAUCCCCACACUUCCUGGGGUGUUAUGAUCCCUGGGCACUUUGGCAGAAUGGAGACCUGAGGUGUCCCUCCCGUGCUAGUUAACCUACCAGGUGUCUGAGCAGCUGCAGGCUACCUGGCUCAAGUGGGCACUGGUACCUCUUGCGUACUUUUUUGUUCCCUGUCUGUCUCCACUCCCUGAGGCCACUUAGCCUGAGACAUGACGCAAGAGCUGCAGGCCGGGGGGCUCAGUGCCAUGGAAGCUCCUCUAAGACACAUUGCCUCCGGUGCCCAGAUGCUUGCUUCCAUUUCAAGAACAUAAAUAGAUUGCCAGCCCCUCCGGUCCAAUCCCACUGGAAGAAAAGGUGAUGUCGGGCUUCCGCCAGACCCGCUGAGACCUAGGUUGCCACGGUAACAGCCAAUGACAUCAACCCAAGUGCUGGGUCAAGUGUCUCAUCAUAAUGGCACUGUUGCUGGGGUGAUGGCAGAAUUCAGAACCUCGAUUUCAGUGACGCCAGGCUUGAUCUGUUUCUGUUAUUGUCUCGAAGAAGGUAGCUCUUACUGAAGGACAUGGGAGAAGGAUAGGGUCUUAACUAGGAGGUGGCGGCACUUGCCAGGUCACUUGGGCCCACCCAGACGCACGACCCCAUGUCCUUUAUGCUUGUCUCAGUGAAGAUGAGGGCUCUGAUGCCUGAGCCUUGUUCCCAUGCCACAUCACCCACUCAGCCUCCCAAAGGGAACAGGAACACGUUUCACCAGCGUGCCACUCUUUGGGUCCCACUUUUCCUAUCUCCUGCUGCUCCUGAGCACAUCCAAGCAGACAGAGAAAGAGGAACCAGACAUGGCACCUAGUCACAUCCUGUGUGCUCCUGGCUGAUAACCACAACUGAGCCUAUGUUUGUCCUGCCAUCUGGCACAGCACCGAGUGUGGCACGGGCACCGUACUGAUGAUCCUCACAACACGGUUCUGAGUCAGGACAUUCUUGGCUCCAUUAGACAGGUGAGGAAACGGCACAGAGAGGUGAUAUCAUCUGCCUGGUGUCAAUCAGCUAGCGAGUGAUGGAGCCCAGAUUUCAAACCACAGGGGGUUUGAAACCAAAGGUCCAGGGGCUGAGUAGCCCCUUACCUGUGUAGAGGGUCCAUCUAGGCACCAUUGCUCUGACGUGUUCCGACCCCGUUCUCCAGCCCACAGGGCUUGAAGUGGAGGAACAGAGGCAGGGGGUGGGUCAGCCCCAGGGUCCCCUCCGUGAAGCCGUGCCAGGGGGCUCAUUUGCUUCAAGGAAUGUGUCCCUCCCACAUCUGGGCCAGAGCUUCAGCCUUUCUCUAGCUCAACUGGAGUUCACAGGAGAACCAAAAAAGAAAAGGAAGCUGAGCAUCUCCCGAGGGUCCUGGGCAGGGAAAUUGCUGCUCCUCCAACUCCUGCUUGGAGCUAAGCCCUGCACCAGGUGCUUCCCAGCUGUUAUCUGCCAGAUCUUCCCAUCUUGUGGCACGAGGUGCCCCCACCAACAUCCCAAGGGGACCAAUUCCCUUGCCACAACUUUGCGUGACCUGGGACCACAGAUUUGGUCAGGAAGGGCUCCAAGAGAAGGCCGAAGCCCUCGUUUUUACAGAUGAGGACGCUGAAGCCUGGGGAGGGGAGGGACCCUCAAGACCACCCAGCUGGACACGGGAGACGAGCCCAGUCUUCUGUGUUCAGCCCUCUCUAGGACACAGUGGCCUCUCCCCAGCACUGAGUCGCCCUUUCUCUGUGCGUCCCAGCACCCUUGGCCUGAGAAAACUGGGAAAGGGGCUCCCUCCCAGAGAUGGGAUUACUCUCUUCGCCCCUUUAUUCCAGCUGCCUGCCACCCAGACCCCACCUCCCACCCUGAUCCUCUGACCCCUGGGUGGGGAAGGGGCUCACGUGGGGCCAGGCUGAGUGUGAGUGAGCAUGUCAAGUUGUCUGACACUGUGACAUUAAUGCACCCUAUUGACAACUCCUCCCCAGCCUCACCCCUUUCUCCUCUCCCUGUUUUGUACAUAAAUUGACAUGAGCCGCAACGUGUGUGCGUGUGUGUGUGUGUGUGUGUGUGUAUGUGUGUGUGUGAUCUGUGUCAUGGUUUUGUUACCUUUUUGUUUUUGUAAAUUUGAAUGUUCAAAAUAAACAUGCUGUUUACUCUGA